AUUUUACGUCCUUAAAAAUAAUUUUGGUGUUGAUUUUACUUAUUAAAAAGUUAUGAUCAAAGGCAUGCAAAUGUAUAUUUGCAUUUUUCAAAUGCACAAAACUUUGGAAUUCACCAAGUUCUGACGACAAUGGAUCUUCUCGCUAAUUUUACUUCUGACACGAGGCGACCUCCACCUCAUUCAAUUGCGGAUAGGCUUAUCCUCCUGACUUCUAUUCACAUGCCCCAAAAUUGACAAGCGGCUGAUUCCACCACGUCGUGACACAACAGAUCCUUCCGUUACGGUGUGCAGUUUCAAAUGCUCUCUGACAAAUAAAGAGCGGGUGUGUUGCCAUGCUCUGUCUGUUGGAGGAAGGGAAGGAGGAAGGGAAGAAAGAAAGAAGAACUGUGCUGUGUUAUUUUCUGUACAAGAGAAACCAAGACUUAAUUUGACGUAAUUUUAUUUCUUCGAGGAAGGAAGACGUGUGUAGAAUCUGCGCAAAAGACCCCACAAAAACAAAACAAACAAACAACAAAAAACAAACAUACGAACACAAAACAAAACACAAAAUAGGGUCUACAUUUCAAAAUUUGAUUCCUGAUUCCUACACGUCUUUGCUUCUGGCAAGUUGCUGUUGCAGGUCUUCUUGUCUGUCCUAAAAUGUCAUCUAAUGUGUGGAAGGUGGCUUUUUUUGCCGUCCUGGUGGCGGUUGUCUUUCAAUGGAUUUGUAACUGCAAGGACGAUCCAAGUCGGUACUUCGUUGCCAAGCCUAACGCUUCAUAUGACUACAUCAUAGUUGGCUCUGGAUCCGCUGGAGCUGUCUUAGCCAAUCGUCUGUCGGCAAACCCUGACGUCACAGUGCUUCUUUUAGAAGCAGGGGGAAGCAAUCGUGGCUACAGAGAGCUCAGAGUUCCUGUCUUUAUGUGGCAGGCUGGAAUACACGAGCAUCUGUUCUUUAAUUACCUAACAGAACCCGAACAAGGCAAAGCUGCUGGCUACGAGGACGGCCGAGUGAAGAUCCCGAGAGGACGAGUGCUGGGAGGCAGCAGUGGCGUGAACUUCCUCUUGUAUGUGAGGGGGUCCCGUCACGAUUACGACCAAUGGGCCAACAUGUCGGGCGAUGAGACGUGGGACUACAGGCACGUUCUUCCUUACUUCAAAAGAUCAGAGCGGAUAACAAAUCCAGACAACAUAGAACCGGGGUUCCAUUCUUCGUCUGGGUCUCUCGGCGUAACCAAAAUCAUGGAUUCCUAUGCGAUAAGAGAUGUCCUCGUAGAAGGUUUCAAGGACAUCGGGUUUGAGUACAACCCUGACUACAAUGGGCGUAAAAUGAUGGGUGUAUCUCGCUCCCAGAUCACCACGGCGAAUGGAGUUCGCACGGACACCGCCGAGUCUUUCAUCUGGCCCAUUCUGGAACGUCCGAACCUGCACGUCACGCUGGAUGCUCACGUGCAAAAGGUCAUCGUUGAUCAAGCCACAAAGGCUGCAACAGGGGUCGAGGUCAUUAUUCGAGGUCAAAAGGUGAAGGUGAAGGCCAGAAAAGAGGUGAUUCUCUCCGCCGGGGCUGUGGGGUCGCCUCAGAUCCUUAUGCUCUCCGGGAUCGGCCCUAUGGAGCAUUUGAAAGAAAUGGGAAUUCCCGUUGUGACGGACUUGCCCGUGGGGAAAAACCUUCACGAUCACUUCGGCAUCGACGUCCCGAUCGCAGUGGACAAACCCAUCACAGUCUCAGAGUCGUCAGUUACGUCACUGUGGUCAUUGCUUCGGUACAGUUUGUUCGGAACAGGUCCUCUGUCUGUCUCGGGAUGUGAGGUCAUGGCGUUUACAGCCACGUCCCAGGAGCUGAAGCAAAAAGACUGGCCCGACGUACAGGUUUUGUUCACGGGCUCGGUGCUUAAGACUCCGAUACUACAGACCCUUCAUCAGAGCAGCCAGGUCUCCAAAGAGCUGGAGGAGCAGAGGGACACAGCGUCAUACGGAUUGACAUGCGCGCCCAAUUUUCUACGACCUAAGAGUAGGGGCCAACUUCGGUUAAAAUCUCGCGAUCCUUUCGAGUACCCAGCGCUCGAUAUGAACUACCUCGAUGAACAGAUGGACGUAGACGGCAUCGUUCUCGGGAUGGAAAUUUGCCAAAAACUGGCGUCAUCAAAACCGUUGAAAGCCGUCGGUGCUAGGCUGACGGACACGAAGCCACUGAGCAUCUGCAGCGAGCACAAGUUCAACUCAAAAGCGUACAAGGACUGUGUGGUGAGGGCGCGUCUACUGCCCAUCUACCAUCCGUCGGGGACUUGUAAAAUGGGAAAGGUCAGUGACCCAACCACGGUCGUUGACCCUAAUCUAAAGGUCAAGGGCAUUGCAGGUCUCCGUGUGGUGGACGCGUCUAUAAUGCCAAGCAUCGUGUCCGGAAAUACUCACGCCUCGGUUGUCAUGAUAGCCGAGAAGGCUUCAGACAUGAUCAUGGGCCAGACCCCGCCUCCUCCCGAGGACCCUCUCUAAAUACUAUAUCAUGUCUGAAGACUCCAGUGACAAAACAGAUAUUCAAUAUGUCUGAAGACUCCAGUGGCAAAACAGAUAUUCAAUAUGUCUGAAGAUUCCCCCUGCAGAUAAGUCACAAUCUAAGAAACACAAUUUUCCCUUGGUCUUUAAAAAUCGAAGUUUCUUUUCCGUAAAUGAUCCCAUGCACCUAAGUUCUGUGCUAUGUAAGGUUAAAAAAUGCUAAACUCACAAUAAGAUACCGACUUUCAAACUUUAUAUUUCCAUUUUCUCUCAUUCCAUAAAACUUGACUUGUUCGAUUUUUCACUAGAGUCCUCAUCUAUGUAUACUUCUAUCUAUGAAUAUUUUUCAGUUGUCAGAUCUGAAGCACAUAGUGACGAUCAUAGUACCCGAUUCUUUCGUAAUCAGGUCAGUUUUUCGGAUUGUAUUGUUUGUCAUAUUGUUGUUUAGGCUGUAUUCGUAUGUUCCCCUUUGUCUUCCUCUGCUCGUAUUUCCCUCUUUUUUUAUACACGAAAGUAAUAGUUAAAAUCUCUUUGUUCUAAUUAUGAGGCCAAAGAACAUUAGUUGUCUUUUCCUGGUGGUUUUGAUUAGAGACCUAUCACGUUCUGCAAUUUGGGACACUUUUGUAUUUGCAGUAAGUAUAAUUCUAUCCAUCUGAGAAAAAUCUACCAUAAGAAAAAAAAUGAAGAAAAAGAAAUAAACGAGACAGUUUAAUAACUUGAUUACUUUCCCUUCUAUUAAGUUCUCAACAUAAAUCACACUGUUGCUUCAAAUUUCUAAUCGCUUUUUUUUGUAACUGAUCAGUAUUCACAGCAGCAUACAUGGCCUUAUAUAAUUCUCAUAUUUUGGUUGAGACUUAGAGGCUUCUGUUUAUCAAGAAUGGGCUGACUUUUAUUGAAACUGUUUUUGCCUAUUGUUAUUCUUAUUUGGCAUCAGAUGUAAUAAUAAUAAUAAUAUUCUAGAUAUUCAAGCUUCUGAACUUCCUUGAUCUUUUCGUAUUUGCUUGUGAUAUUACAAACAGGAUUUACAGCUUUUCAACACGUUACAUUGCAUUUAUUCGUUAUCACACUAUCCAAGAACAUGUUCAUUUUCCAGUGUAUCAGUUUGUAGAAGCUAUGAUAUUGAAUGUGAAUCAGCAUUCAAAACUGUAUCAUUUAAAUAUCACAUGCUUUUAAUAUAUUAUUCUCAAUUAACUUUGACGCCUACACGUUCCUUUAUGUUUCCAAGAAUUAUUUUACUGUGUACACCUGGUGUCUAAAAAGGACCCAGUCAAUAACGUGAUAGUCAUUGAGUCAAUUUCAAUAAAACUUCGAACAAAUACAAUUCCACCAGUCGGACACGUCAUAAUUUGUCAGUGUGAACAUAACUUACAUUUGCGAAAAAUAUCACGCUUUUAGAAUUUCAGUUAAAAUUGAGCCAAAUGCAAAACUUUACGUCUUCUUACAGAUCAACCAUAUUGUUCUAUUUAAAAAAAACUUGUUUGUGCAUUUAAAAACAAACUUAAUCAAAAGUGAUUUUGCCAAAUAAAGUCAACGAGAGAGGUGACUAUUUAAAUUGUA
This is a messenger RNA of Aplysia californica (California sea hare), 4029 nucleotides long. RefSeq names its product glucose dehydrogenase [FAD, quinone]. The transcript has 4 exons. NCBI's taxonomy places the organism in Eukaryota, Metazoa, Mollusca, Gastropoda, Aplysiida, Aplysiidae. Bases 640 to 2472 code for a protein of 610 amino acids. The record is from RefSeq and is a predicted model, not a curated record. Gene Ontology annotation, molecular function: oxidoreductase activity, acting on CH-OH group of donors; flavin adenine dinucleotide binding.